AUGCCUUACGAGUCGCCUGCGAAAAGGCGGUAUGUGACGCAGAUUCUGGACGCCGACGGCCAGGUGGGCUUCGCGGCCGCCAGGCGCAGCCUGGACUGGGCGGAUGUCGUCAAGUACUGCUACCGCGGCCAGAUCACCUUCUCGCGGCGGGACCCGCCCAUGAACCCGGUCGUGGCGGUGGAGAGCGCCAAGCUCAUGCGCGAGUCGCUGUCGCAGUCGCGCAUCAUGUCCCCGGACCCGUUGGAGCUGCAUCGACGCGUGGCCGACGCGGUGCGCCGGGCCCGGGACGAGAUGGAACGCGGGGUGUGGGUCAACCCGUGCACCCCCAGGCAGCAGCAGGAGGCCUCAAGGGCGGACCCCGCCCCCGCCGCCGGGACACUGUGA
Messenger RNA from Pedinophyceae sp. YPF-701, 384 nucleotides. The record is from the annotation of a GenBank genome assembly. NCBI's taxonomy places the organism in Eukaryota, Viridiplantae, Chlorophyta, Pedinophyceae.